Colletotrichum navitas is the source of this 828-nucleotide messenger RNA. Its product is annotated as N-terminal domain of NEFA-interacting nuclear protein NIP30-domain-containing protein. Lineage: Eukaryota; Fungi; Ascomycota; Sordariomycetes; Glomerellales; Glomerellaceae. The record is from RefSeq and is a predicted model, not a curated record. Bases 1 to 828 code for a protein of 275 amino acids. The transcript is spliced from 2 exons. Gene Ontology annotation, cellular component: nucleus.
AUGUCGCGUUUCGUGUCGGCGGGUGCGAUCGACGUCAAGACGGGCGAGGUCGUCGUCGCCGAGGAGGCGAAGAACGGAGACGGCACCGCCGCCGCCGCCGUCGAGGCGAAGAAGAAGGCAGAGUGGGAGAUUGUGCAGAGGGAGCUCGAGGCCGAGAGGAAGCGGAGGGAAGAGGCGCGGGUCAAGAGCGUCGAGGGCGGGGAGAGGAGCCUGUACGAUGUGUUGCAGGCGAACAAGGCCGCCAAGCAGGCCGCGUUCGAGGAGGCCAACAAGAUCCGGAACCAGUUCCGCGCGCUCGACGACGACGAGAUCGAGUUCCUGGACGAGGUGCGCGAGGCGAAGCGCGCCGAGGAGGAGCGGGUGCGGCGGGAGACGGAGGAAGGGCUCGCGGCGUUCCGGCGGGCACAGGGCCAGGGCCAGAAGAGGCCCGGUGACGGCGACGACGACAACGAUGCAUCCGAAGGAGGAGGGGGGGGAGCAGACGGGGGAGCCGCGGCGGCGGGGGGCGUGUCCGGGGCCCGGGACGACGGCGCGGGCAAAGCGGAGGAGGAGUGGGCUGUCGGGCCGAGGAAGCGGAGGAAGAGGGAGAAGGGGGGGUUCGGGGUGAAGAGGGUCGAGGAGAAGGAUGCAGCGGAGAGGAAGACGUCGGUCGGGGAGAAGGCUGCUGCUGCUGCUGCUGCUGCUGCGGCGGCGGCGGUGGCGACGGCUGCCCAGGACGGUGGUGAGAAGAAGGAGGACGCCGCGAAGGCAAGCCCGCCCGCGCCGCCGGCGGCCAAGGCGAAGAAGCUGGGCCUCGUGGCGUACGGCUCGGACUCGGACGACGAUUGA